AUGAGGGUCUGGGAUCUGUACGCCAAUACCAAGAGCGCGGCCGAGGUCAGGAAGAGCGCCGCUCCCAUCCACGGUGCCAUCGAGAACGUGAUAGACCAGGACCCCGACUUUGCUGUCACUGUCGGUGAUUCGUUGCUCGACGGGGCGACGCAAUUCGACUUAAUCGAACUGCAAUCCGUGAAUAGGGAAGCUUGCUAUGGUGAGUUAUGGUGCAUCUGCUUCGCUCCGCUGCUUAUUCUCAUUAUUGUUCAGCCUCCCAUAUACCAAUGA
Messenger RNA from Perkinsus marinus ATCC 50983, 270 nucleotides. RefSeq lists its product as hypothetical. NCBI's taxonomy places the organism in Eukaryota, Perkinsozoa, Perkinsida, Perkinsidae. The transcript has a single exon. The record is from RefSeq and is a predicted model, not a curated record. The coding region runs from base 1 to 270 and encodes 89 amino acids.